Magnusiomyces paraingens is the source of this 240-nucleotide messenger RNA. RefSeq lists its product as uncharacterized. The coding region runs from base 1 to 240 and encodes 79 amino acids. Lineage: Eukaryota; Fungi; Ascomycota; Dipodascomycetes; Dipodascales; Dipodascaceae. The transcript has a single exon. The record is from RefSeq and is a predicted model, not a curated record.
AUGGAACCAGCCAAGAACCCUGAAGUAAAGGCCACUGAGGAGGUCACCAAGGCUCCUGAACACAGCUGCCAGUGCGACGAAAAUACUAAAAAGCAGCCAGAGCACCAUCACCAUCACCACAAUAUUCUCAGCGAGGUCUUGCACCAUCUUGCUCCUGAGGUUGAGACGGAGAAUAUUUCCAAGGGUGACAAGUAUGCUACACCUAACCACGAUACUGUCUAUCUCUCUCAGCACCACUAG